AUGGAAUUCUCUCCGAGGGAUGCUGAACUAACGACUCUAUUAGAAAGUAGAAUUAGCAAUUUUUACACGAAUUUUCAAGUGGAUGAGAUUGGUCGAGUGGUCUCAGUUGGAGAUGGGAUUGCACGUGUUUAUGGGUUGAACGAGAUUCAAGUUGGGGAAAUAGUUGAAUUUGCCAACGAUGUUAAAGCGGUAGAUAGCCUGGUUCCUAUAGGCCGUGGUCAACGAGAACUUAUAAUCGGGGACCGACAAACCGGAAAAACAGCUAUUGCUAUCGAUACCAUAUUAAACCAAAAGCAAAUGAACUCAAGGGGCACCUAUGAGAGUGAGACAUUGUAUUGUGUCUAUGUAGUGAUUGGACAGAAACACUCAACUGUGGCACAAUUAGCUCAAAUUCUUUCAGAAGCGAAUGCUAUGGAAUAUUCCAUUCUUGUAGCAGCCACCGCUUCAUAUCCUACUCAUCUGCAAUUUCUGGCCCAAUAUUUUGGUUGUGCCAUGGGGGAAUAUUACCGCGAUAAUGGAAUGAACGCAUUAAUAAUCUAUGAUGAUCUUAGUAAACAAGCAGUGUCAUAUAGACAAAUGUCAUUAUUGUUACGCCGACCACCUGACCGUGAAGUUUUCCCAGUGGAUGUUUUCUAUUUACAUUCCCGCCUCUUAGAAAGAACUGCUAAAGGAUCGGACCAGACAGGCGCAAACAGGCGCACAGGUAGCUUGACCGCAUUAUCCGUCAUUGAAACACAAGAACGAUCCAAAAAGUAA
Lactuca virosa is the source of this 756-nucleotide messenger RNA. The record is from the annotation of a GenBank genome assembly. Lineage: Eukaryota; Viridiplantae; Streptophyta; Magnoliopsida; Asterales; Asteraceae.